Cyprinodon variegatus (sheepshead minnow) is the source of this 1302-nucleotide messenger RNA. RefSeq names its product mitochondrial ribosomal protein L44 (gene mrpl44). Gene Ontology annotation, molecular function: double-stranded RNA binding; ribonuclease III activity. The record is from RefSeq and is a predicted model, not a curated record. Gene Ontology annotation, biological process: regulation of gene expression; primary miRNA processing; rRNA processing. Gene Ontology annotation, cellular component: nucleus. NCBI's taxonomy places the organism in Eukaryota, Metazoa, Chordata, Actinopteri, Cyprinodontiformes, Cyprinodontidae. The transcript has 4 exons. The coding region runs from base 40 to 1038 and encodes 332 amino acids.
CACAUUUGAGGGUGACACACUGAACUGUCUGCAGGAAACAUGGCGGCGCGCUGCAUGCUAAUCCGCAGCGGUCUAACGUUUAGGUUGCAGAACCAGCUGGUUUCUAGAAGGCCUUCAGUAACACCGGUUAGGGAGAAGAAACGAUGGAUGAAAGCGUACACAUACCUCAUGGCCAAGAAGUUAAAGCUGGAAGGACCUCCGCCACCGAAACCACGGUGGCAGCAGCCUAACUGGGAUUACCAUUCAGAGGUUCAUGCUUUCAGCUCCCGUCUCCAUGAAAACUUCUCCAUUGAACUACUUAAAGCAGCCUUCAUCAAUCCGUGCUACGUGCAUGCAGAGCAGGAGAGGAGAAAGCAGCUAGGCGUGGACUCGGAGACCACUGCCCUGGUCCUGAAGGACAAUUUCCAACUGAGUGAAAAGGGAGCGAGCUUCACCAAGAGUUUUUUGACCGACUGGUGCAGGGCAAGCUUUCCUAGUCUUCCACAUGAGGGGGUUGAGGGCAUUGUGGGGCACCUCAUCAGUCCAUCAGUGGUUUGUUAUGUUGCAAGAAAUCUUGGCAUUGAGGAUCUAACGAUGAGUGCGGAAUACCCGGUUGCAGAUGAUGUGCUGGGUUCUACGUUCAUGGCGGUUGUUGGAGCUCUGGAAGAAAGCAGCGGGGCAGAGCGAGCUGCUUUCUUUCUCAGGGAUUUCUUGUUAACCCAGCUGAUAGGAAAGGACUUGUUUGACAUGUGGACUGUGAUGAACCCAAUGGGACUGCUGGUGGAGGAGCUUACAAAGAGAAACCUUCCUCUACCAGAGCCUCGUCUCAUCAGGUCUGCUGGUGCCAAUACUGUCCUGCCGCUCUACUUCGUCGGUUUGUACAGUGACACCAAACUCCUGGCUCAAGGUCCUGGAGAGACUCUUGUUGGAGCUGAAGAGGAAGCAGCACGUGUGGCUUUACGCAAACUUUAUGGCUACACUGAAAACCGCAGACCCUUUGACUUCUCUCCUCCACAGCUGUAUCAGCAGACGUUGCUUCAGUCGGUCACUGGCAACUGACUCAAUCAACAAAAAUCAGAGUAAAAUGCAGAGAAGCUGCAGCUACGACAUAAGAGACAUUUGAUAAAGUCCUUUUUUAAAGGAUUUACCAUAUUACAAUUUCAAUUGACGUUGCUAUGAAAGCCAAGGCUGUCUGUUGUUCAUACAAGGGGUAAAAAUUCUGAGACUAGUUCAUAGCCUAAAACAUCGAGUUACAUUUGAGUUACCUGUAAAUCCUGCAGGUGUGAUGUGCUUUAUAUUCUUCAUGAAAUAAAAUGUAAUGAU